CCUUAUAUAAUAAUAUCUCUAUUUCUCUAUCACAGUUGAAUAUAACAAGUCAAAACAGCCAUCCUUCAGUUUUGGCUAACAUUGAAUCCCCCUGUUCCCUCCUCUCACUCUGCCAUCUAAUUAUCUCUGAGCCGUCGCCGGGAGAAAUACUCUAUGUCGAUUGCGUCUCCGUAUUCAGCUGCUGCACUAGUCGUCGCCGUUCUUUAUGCUGUUUCCAUCGCCGGUGUCGUCCAAGUAGCACUUGCCCAGAAUCGGACUCGUGCUACCACUGAUCCCGACGAAGCAAGAGCAUUGAACGCCAUUUUCGAGAGAUGGGGAAUCGAAGCGCAACCGGGGCAAUGGAACAUAAGCGGCGAGCUCUGCAGUGGAUCGGCGCUGGGUGCAAGCCCCACCAUCGACGAGCAAGCUUUCAACCCUUUCAUCAAAUGCGACUGCACUUUCAAUUCCUCCACCGUCUGCCGCAUCACCGCCCUGAAAGUAUCGUCUAUGGAUAUUGCUGGUCCAAUCCCUGAUGAGCUGUGGAGUCUCACCUUGCUCACCAAUCUGAACUUGGGUCUGAAUUUCCUGUCUGGAACCUUGUCUCCAUCCAUUGGCAAUUUGACGCGUAUGCAGUGGCUGAAUUUGGCCACUAAUCAAUUCACCGGGCCUGUGCCUAGGGAGAUUGGGUUGCUUACUGAUUUAAGAUCAUUUGGUUUCGGGUCAAACAACUUCACAGGUUCCUUGCCGUCUGAGCUGGGGACUUUGUCAAGGCUUCAACAAAUGUAUUUUGAUAGUGCUGGAGUUAGCGGCCCAAUUCCUUCGACGUUUGCUAAUUUAACCAACAUGGAGACUGUAUGGGGAUCAGAUAAUGCUCUUACAGGCCCUAUUCCUAGUUUCAUAGGGACUUGGAGAAGGCUAACAACUUUACGGUUUGAAGGAAACUCGUUUAGCGGUCCAAUACCAUCAUCCUUCUCCAACUUAACCAAUUUGACAGAGUUACGGAUAGGUGGUAUUACGAAUGGAACCUCUUCUCUGGGAUUCAUUAGGGGCUUGACUUCCCUAUCCACCUUGGUCCUGAGGGACAGUAGUAUAGCUGGUACAAUUCCAUCCGACAUAUGGGGGGACUAUCCGAAUUUGGGAUUUCUGGACUUGAGCUUCAAUCGUCUCACUGGAACAAUCCCAGCCACAGUUUUCAAUAUGAGCUCUCUCACUUUCUUGUUUCUUGGGAAUAACAGCUUGAAUGGUACUCUUCCUGCUCAGAAAAGUGCUUCACUUGUCAAUAUCGAUGUUUCAUACAAUAACAUAGGAGGGCCCUUGCCUUCUUGGAUAAAUGGAAGAAAUCUUCAGCUGAACAUAGUAUUCAACAACUUCACAAUAGAUCCUUCAAACACUAAUGGCCUGCCUACCGGGAUUAACUGUCUUCAACAAGGAUUCCCCUGCAACAGAAAUAGUCCAAUAUAUUCCCAAUUUUCAGUGAAGUGUGGUGGUCCAGCCAUUACAACCGCCAGUCCUCGGCUAACCUUCGAAAGGGACAAUGAGACUCUUGGUCCAGCAACAUAUUUCGUGACCCCAACAAACAGAUGGGGAGUCAGCAACGUUGGCUUGUUUGCAGGAAACAACAAUCCUCAGUACACAUCAUUUUCUUCCUCUCAGUUCACCAACACUCUAGACUCGGAGCUGUUUCAGACGGCACGUCUCUCUGCUUCAUCUCUGAGGUACUAUGGCAUGGGGCUUGAGAAUGGCAACUACAGCGUCACACUUCAGUUUGCUGAGACUGCCAUUGAGAAUGGUAACACUUGGAGGAGUCUCGGAAGAAGGAUGUUUGAUGUCUAUAUCCAGGGAACUCGUGUUUUGAGGGAUUUCGACAUAAGAAGUGAGGCAGGAGGAGUCUCGACCCGGGCUGUUCAGAGACAGUUUACUGUCCGGGUUUCGGAGAAUUACAUGGACAUCCAUUUGUACUGGGCCGGAAAGGGUACUUGUUGCAUUCCUGCACAAGGUGUAUAUGGCCCUUCUAUUUCAGCAAUCAGUGCUCUCCCAGAUUUCGUACCAACUGUUAGCGACAAUCCUCCACGCACAGACAGUGGUGGAAAUGACAACAAGACAGGGAUGAUCGUUGGGAUUAUCAUAGGUGUCUUGGUUCCAUGCUCGAUAUUAGCUAUUGUAAUGAUCAUUAUUAUUCGGAGAAAGAGAAGACAAAGAGCCUUCGAAGAUGAAGAGCUCCAAGGGAUUGAUACCAGACCUUACACUUUCAGUUACGCCGAGCUGCGGGGGGCCACUCAAGACUUCAGUCCUUCUAACAAGCUUGGAGAAGGAGGAUUUGGACCCGUUUACAUGGGAAAGCUUGAUGACGGUAGAGUAAUUGCAGUGAAGCAGUUGUCAGUUCAAUCUCACCAAGGAAAGAGCCAGUUCAUCACAGAGAUUGCCACCAUAUCUGCUGUACAGCAUCGUAACCUUGUGAAGCUGUACGGAUGCUGCAUUGAGGGAGAAAACAGGCUUCUCGUCUAUGAAUAUCUCGAGAACAAAAGUCUUGACAAAGCACUCUUUGGCGAAAAAGGCCUGAACCUCAACUGGCUGACACGUUACGAGGUCUGCUUGGGAGUCGCGAGGGGUCUAGCAUAUCUUCAUGAAGAGUCAAGGCUGAGAAUCGUGCAUAGAGACGUGAAAGCCAGCAAUAUCUUGCUUGAUUCCGAGCUGGUCCCCAAGAUCUCUGAUUUUGGGUUGGCUAAGCUCUAUGAUGAUAAGAAGACUCACAUCAGCACCCGUGUCGCCGGAACAAUAGGAUAUCUAGCUCCUGAAUACGCCAUGCGUGGACACCUUACUGAGAAAGCUGAUGUCUUUGCCUUUGGAGUGGUAGCUCUGGAGGUUGUAAGCGGGAGGCCUAAUUCAGACCCAACCUUGGAUGAAGAAAAGAUGUAUCUUCUUGAAUGGGCCUGGUACCUACACGAAAACAACCGGGAAGUAGAGCUGGCCGAUUCCAGGCUCUCCGAGUUCGACGAAGAAGAACUGAAACGCUUCGUAGGAAUCGCUCUACUCUGCACGCAAGCUUCCCCUUCGCUGAGGCCAUCGAUGUCCCGGGUUGUGGCAAUGCUAUCAGGCGACAUUGAAGUGAGCACAGUUACAUCUAGGCCCGGAUAUUUGACCGAUUGGAGGUACGACGAUACGACUGGCAGCUUCAUGAGCGACAUUGCUACCAAAGGUACUACAGAUACCAGCCAUUACACUUCAUCCACGAGCACAUCCAUGGUGGCCGAUUCAGAGGUUUCUCCGCACAAUGCCUCGAAGCCCAUGCUUCAUGGGCUCAUUGGAGAAGGUCGAUAGAUAGACUGAUACACAGAUCACAAGCACAUACGAGGCAUAAUGUUUGAGGAUCUUCAGUUGCACAAUUCAGAAACUCUUUGUCGCAUUCUUGUACAUGUGUUAACUCAUUGUCCGAUUUGAAGCUAAAGGGAGGAUUUUAUCCCUUGCUGUAAUUAGAAGAUUGUAUGCUUGAAUAUUACCACGAUUUGUUUUUCUCAUUUGUUAAUAAUUGAUACGCGGCAUAAAACAAGCAGGAAUUUGAUGAUGGAAUGAAU
Messenger RNA from Linum tenue, 3551 nucleotides. The record is from the annotation of a GenBank genome assembly. Lineage: Eukaryota; Viridiplantae; Streptophyta; Magnoliopsida; Malpighiales; Linaceae.